Phytophthora sojae is the source of this 870-nucleotide messenger RNA. RefSeq lists its product as hypothetical. The record is from RefSeq and is a predicted model, not a curated record. NCBI's taxonomy places the organism in Eukaryota, Oomycota, Peronosporomycetes, Peronosporales, Peronosporaceae. Gene Ontology annotation, molecular function: ABC-type transporter activity; ATP binding. Gene Ontology annotation, biological process: transmembrane transport. The transcript has 2 exons. The coding region runs from base 1 to 870 and encodes 289 amino acids. Gene Ontology annotation, cellular component: membrane.
AUGGCCAAGGGUGAGGCCGUCUUCUACGACUUCGUCGCACAACAACUCGAACCUGCGUUGGGACGCGCACUGCCGCAGAUGGAGGUGCGCUGCAAAGACCUCUCGCUCGUCGUGGAGGUGCCCGUUGUUCGCCAAGAAUCAAGCACCACUGCGUCCGAGCUGCUUAAUUGGCGCACAUCAUCAUAUACGCUGACGCGUAUCAUGAUCUCGCUCAUUCUGGGCGUGUUUGGUGUUGUGCUGCUGAGGCGAGAGUACGCUUCAUACCAGGGUCUCAAUGCCGUUGUCGGAGUCGUGUUCAUGACGACGCAGUACAAUGGCGUUGUCGCGUUCGUCGCGCGCACCGGAAUGGGCUUCACAACCUUCACGACGUGGGUGCUGUACUGGAUCAACCUCUCGCUCUUCAUUCUGGUGCAAACAUACCUCGGCCAGUUCUGCAUUUACGCGCUACCAAGCGUGGAAGUGGCCGCCAUCGUGGGUGUGCUCAUUAGCUCCGUAUCCAUGCUGUUCACCAGCUUUAACCCUCCCGCUGGAUCCAUCCCUGAAGGCUACAAGUGGCUCUACUACAUCACGCCCCAACGGUAUUCGCUCUCCAUCCUCGUGUCGCUCCUGUUCGGCCACUGCUCUCACGACCCCACGUACGAUGAAGAGACCCAGGCGUAUAUCAACGUUGGUUCUGAGCUUGGUUGCCAACCAGUGGAAAACGUGCCCCUGUCUGUUGGCCACACAACGGUGAAAGGAUACAUGGAGCAAGUCUACAACAUCAGGUAUGCAGACAUCUGGAGCCACUUCGGAUGCGUCUUCAUCUUCAUCCUUGUCUUCCGAGUCCUCUCCCUGCUGGCACUCCGGUACAUCAACCACCAGAAGAGGUAA